Culicoides brevitarsis is the source of this 4077-nucleotide messenger RNA. Its product is annotated as probable serine/threonine-protein kinase DDB_G0282963. The record is from RefSeq and is a predicted model, not a curated record. Lineage: Eukaryota; Metazoa; Arthropoda; Insecta; Diptera; Ceratopogonidae. Bases 47 to 4033 code for a protein of 1328 amino acids. The transcript has 10 exons.
AUUGAAUAAGAACAAAAAAGAUAAAUACAAUUGAUGCAGGUGGAAGAUGUUUGGUUCCAAAAUACGAACAUGGAUGGAAAAUCAUAUUGUACGUCCAAGAAAAAAAGAAAAGAAAAAUAAGAACCAAAGCAAUGGAAUUGUUCCGUCAGCUCAGAACACACAUAAAGGGAAUGCUAACAAUGCGUUUAAUGACCUCAAUAAAAUCUCGGCAAAUUCAACGACGACAAUUCCACAACUACAACCACCACCGUCAUCAUCAUCAUCAACCGGACCAUCAGCUGUUACAAGCAUCGGAAGUCCCGCGAGACGAUGUGAGGUUUCUCCAAUACAGAAUCAUAAAGCAAGCCGUAAAGGAUGGCAAUCACCAAAUCAUGAAAUGCCUCACACAAUUUGCGAAAAUGAUCCAAUUGGAUUUAACUAUAUGAUGACGAAAAAGCACCAGCAACAACAACAGCAGCAGCAGCACCAACUACACGCGAACACACAACUGACUCAAGGAUUACUAAACGGCGAUUUACCUCCGAUGAUCAGAGUUUUAUCGCCAAAUCAAUCACAAACUAGCUCGCCUAACUUUUCUCAAAGACACGCUUCUCUUUCUCGAACCACGACACAAUCACAGUCCUCUUCUAACCACUACUACCACACACUCUACAACACGCAAAAGCAUCCGGACGAAAAAUAUUUUGCGCAAACUUCGCAGCUCGCUUCGGUGCAGCAACCGCAACACAUAAUCAGCAACAGCAGCAACGCCAUGUCAAUCUCCACGUGCUCCUCGAACACGACAAAAAGCCUGUCGUCGAUGACAAGCAGCACCAUGACGUCGUCCUUCCAUCGAACGAACGGCAACGACUCGGAUUAUCGCAAAUCGGGCAUUUCGCAGGCAUCGUCCUCGUCCACGAAUUCACGCUUGCUUCGCGAAAAUUAUUUCAACAGCGAGGGAGACUUUUUGUACAACGGCGCCACGGGUAAAUACGAGCCAAUUACACUGAGUUCGUCGUCGUCGUCGUCACUCAAUUCAAAAACGAGCAAAAGCAGUAAAAAAGCAAUUAAGGGCUAUGCGACGACGAACGAGGACCACUUGGACGAAAUUCACUUUCGCAAUGGGAAAAUUAGUCAAUGUGAUCAGUUCAACGGGAACGCAAUCGUACAGAAGAGACAACAACAACAAAUAAAUAAUGCAACAACAAAUUUCAACAAUAAAUCAAUUAAACAAACAACAAAUAUCAACAAUAAUACAGCAAAUUUAACACCCGUAUUAUAUCGGAAAAAUAACAACGGCAGCACCAAAACAAAUAUCCGAAGCACGACGAACGGCAAUAAUGGUAACAAUUUAUUAUCAGGACCAACGGCACGUUUUACUUCGGCAGCAACGGCAACAACAACAAGUUCCAUGCAAUCAAUUCAAACAGUAAACCACCAUCAGCAGCAGCAGCAGCAACAUCAUCACCAACAACAAUCACAACAACAGCAUCUUCAUUCGCAUUCACAAGUGCCACCUCAUUUAGUUAAUACAUUAUCAUCGCCCGAAAGCGCAUAUUCGACGGGAUACUCUACAGAUGGGACGUCACCUGGUGGUUGCUCCGUUGCACCAGAAUGUUACUACAUCAACAUCCGUACGGGCACACACUACUUUCCAAAGGGAACGGGAGCCGCAGGCGGAGGAGGAGGCGUCGCACACCCGCUUGGUAUUGAUAAUGCAAAUCGUUUUAAGUGUGCCCUCAAUCGCAUUGACGAGAAGCAAGCUGAGACAAUUCAGACAACUGAUUAUAAGAAACAAGUGCACUACCAUAGACGAACGGAAUCAUGUGAUAUUACGACGAGUUCUAAAUUGGGUGAUGUCAAUGGAUUUUCGAGUAAAGAGAGCUUGAAUGCCAAUUGUUUGAGUCCGCUGCCGCACAGCAGGAGUAAUACCCCGCAGUACUAUCGGAGUAUUGAAUCUCCUUCACCUCGUCAAAGAUGUCGAAUAAGGACAAACCCGUGGCUGUCGGAGACGACGACUAUUUCAACGAUCUUCAACAGCACCACUUGUCCCAAAGGUGAUAUGGAAACAAGUUCCACGAGUUCCGGCAUCAAGUCUAACAGUGAUAUUAAUUUGAAUGAACAUGCAAAGGAAGGUAAACUUGACACACUUUCCGAUUCCGAUACAACUUCCUCCACGGAGAAACACGUGAGUCGCAAACUAAACAUUUCCAAGUCAAACAACGUGAACAACAACAACAAAGACGUCUCAAAUCGCUCGGAUCGGGUAUCGUCUCAGCGAAGUGGGCAACAAAGUGUUAGCGACGACGAUGCCACCUUGAACGAAAUGAUCGGAAAAUUCGACGAAAGUUAUGUCUACGAAAAGGAAACGGAUAUUUUGAGUGAUUCUGAUUCGACGAACUGCGCCACGGACUUUGACACGGGUCAAGAUGCCGGAGACGAAUGUGAUACCGAUGACUUGUUGGAAAUGGAUUACAUUGACAAGGGAUCGAUGCAGGAAGUGACCGAAAAAGUGGAUAAAAAUAAGAAUAAGGGAAGUUGUUCGUAUCAUCCGUUGCCGCAGCAGGUGCAACAACAACAACAAAUGGUGAAAGUUGACAAGAGAAGUGCAAAAUUGCAGAAAUUCCGCCAGGAAAAGGGCGAAAGUGUCGAUGGGAAGCGGAAAAAGAAGUACAUUCGGACCCGGAAAAAGCAACAUACGUCAAAUAGUCACACUUCGAAUGCGUCGUCGUUAACAAAUUCGCCGCGACUGAGUGUUCGGGGGUGUCGCAGUGUCGGCGGAACUCCAGUUUGCUUGCGCCGGAACCAAUUACGGGACUCGCAACCGAAUAAUCCGACAAAUAUGUCUCCGUUGUCCAACAGAAGCAAUUCGCUGACCUUCACCGAAGUCUAUUCCAUUCACAAUCGCAUGUUGGCGCUUUCCGACAGCGAAAAAGCUCUCCUCAAAGCCGAUCUCGAAGCCGAUUUCAAAUACAAGCAACUCAUCCACGAAGCCGAAACAAUUCUCGUGAGCAUGAAAACGAACGCCCUCAAGGAAGGCAUGAUCUCGAGUCCGCGUCGCAUCAACAAUUUACCAACAAAUAAGCGCCUUGAAAUGCUGAAACACGAAGAAGUCGAGCUAAAACGCGAAUUAUCGAAAACGCAAAACCCCAAAACGGAGGACGGUCUGACGCCGAACGAGGGAGUCAUUGUCAACAAACGCCUUGAAAUCGUCAAACACGACGCAGUCUCGACGGCGCCCAACAGCCCGAACAAAAGUGCACGAGUUUGUCCCCUCAAAACGCACGUCACGAACUUCAUCAAUCAGAAUGUCGAUCCGAACGAGCUUCAACGCAACAAAAAAGUCCCGCCAGAUCCGCCACCAAGAAGGAGCACCUUGGAAAAUGGGGGAGGACGUCCCAUCUCGCCACACAAUAAAAUGCUGCAAAAUGGACUGAAAUCACCGAUUCCGGAGCAUCGGAAGAUCCGAAGUCACAGUUUGCAGCCGCAAAUGGAAUCGGACUCGGAGGAGGAAGAAGUCAGUCGGGCAAGUCAAAGAUCGUCUCGCAUGAAAGUGGUGAAUGUGAAUCAGAGACAAGUGACGAUGGUGGAAAAAAGUCGAAUUGUGACACGAGCAAAUACAGUAAACGGACAAGAAGCUGCCACAAAUGGAAAUGAAUCGCCGAUGAUCACUUUUCGAUCGGUGGAUAUCGGUUACAGCAUCCCAGAUAUUUUUUAUUGUCCUCAAAGUGAGCCUUUGAAACGGAAAGUGUACUCGGGCAGUACCACCUAUGAUAAAAUUCAGAAGAAAUUGGAUGAGGAUCAAGAAAGCAGUCCUCGUCGCCAAAUCCUCCAGAAAAUCUCUCAAAUGCGUCGCGAAAAGCAAAAUCGUGCAUCUCGUCUCAUGUCAUCGAGCAGCGGCGAUCGUCUCAGCAACUCAUCCGAAUUCGAUUCGCAUCACGACUUCACGCAAACCAAGCGACAGCAGCUAAUCAUGAGUACAAUUGAGGACAUCAAGCGUUCCUUGCUGGAUCAGAGCAUCGAGUUGAACGGAUUACAUGACUCCGAUACGUAAAUUCAUCAUCCGUUAAACAUGAAAAAUAGAAUAAAUGUGUUAGA